This is a messenger RNA of Erinaceus europaeus (western European hedgehog), 4842 nucleotides long. RefSeq names its product zinc finger protein 335 (gene ZNF335). The record is from RefSeq and is a predicted model, not a curated record. Gene Ontology annotation, cellular component: nucleus. Lineage: Eukaryota; Metazoa; Chordata; Mammalia; Eulipotyphla; Erinaceidae. Gene Ontology annotation, molecular function: RNA polymerase II cis-regulatory region sequence-specific DNA binding. The coding region runs from base 559 to 4542 and encodes 1327 amino acids. Gene Ontology annotation, biological process: regulation of gene expression; positive regulation of neurogenesis; brain development. The transcript has 27 exons.
GGGCCUGGAGCACAGGCAGCGCCGGGGACAGCCCCGAGUCUCCAGGCCCCGGGACCGUCGCCGUCUGCCCCCUCCGCAUGGGAACCAGGGGAGGGGGGAAGCGAGCUGCUGACCCAGAGGGCCUGCGGGCUGUACCACCGAGCCUGCACCCGGGUGGACACGGGGGUCGUAGGGACUGAACCACUGAGCCCGGAUGGGGCCCUCAGGGCGAAGCGCUCUGCGGGAAUCACGCCGAAGAGAAACAGAUCAAGACUACCAGCCGCUCGCUGAACGCCCCAUCCCCGGGGGUGGGGGUGGGGAAGGGCCCCUAGACUGGCAGGCAGGGCUGCCCGGCCUUGUUUCCGCCGUAGCGCCCCAACUUUAAACACGGGAAUGCCCCGCCCCACCGGAGACUCAGCCUUUGCAUCUGCAAAAUGGGCACAAGGGCGCCGCAGGGUGGGCGGCGGCUGCCGGGGCCAGGAAGGUGGACCAUGUGCGCCAGCCCCCUCGCUUCUUCUCGCAGAGUGAAGCCCCCAGACUCCAGUCUCCCCCGCCACAAUCGGGGAAGCCCCCAAGCCGAUGGAGGAGAACGAGGUGGAGAGCAGCAGCGACGCGGCCCCGGGGCCUGGCCGGCCCGAGGAGCCCUCGGAGAGCGGCCUGGGUGUGGGCACCUCGGAAGCCGUGUCGGCGGACAGCAGCGACGCGGCUGCCGACCCCGUGGGGCAGAGCACGGACCGCGGCGGCGCGCUGGAAGAGGUAUCUGAGAGCAGCUCAAGUACAGACCCUCUUCCCCAUGGCUACCUCCCUGACUCAUCCUCUGUGUCCCAUGGACCAGUUGUGGGGGCAACAGGUGGUCCUCCAGUCCUGGUACACUCCAGCGCACUCCCAGACCCCAACAUGUUGGUAUCGGAGUGCACAGCUUCUUCUUCGGAUUUGGGCUCAGCCAUCGAUAAGAUCAUUGAAUCUACCAUUGGUCCAGACCUAAUCCAGAACUGCAUCACUGUGACUAGUGCUGAGGAUGGUGGUGCUGAGACUACACAGUACCUAAUCCUACAGGGGCCAGAUGAUGGUGCCUCCAUGGUGUCACCAAUGUCCAGUUCCACCCUGGCCCAUAGUCUGGCAGCCAUCGAAGCCCUGGCUGAUGGCCCCACAUCUACAUGCUUUGAACCAUCUGAGGAGGUGCAGGGUAGGCCUAACUCCCCAGCACAACCACCCCCAGGUUCUGGUGCUGAGGAGCCAGACCUGCAGAGUCUGGAGGCCAUGAUGGAAGUGGUGGUAGUACAGCAAUUCAAGUGCAAGAUGUGCCAGUACCGGAGCAGCACCAAGGCCACACUGUUGCGCCACAUGCGGGAGCGGCACUUCCGUCCAGCAAUAGCCACAACUACAGCAGCUGGGAAGAAGGGCCGUCCGCGAAAGUGGGGCUCCUCUACCAAGACCCCAGAGGAAGAGGGGCAGGAAGAGGAAGAUGAUGACGACAUUGUAGAUGCUGGAGCCAUUGAUGACCUAGAGGAGGACAGCGACUACAAUCCAUCUGAGGAUGAGCCCCGAGGCCGGCAGCUACGGCCCCAACGGCCCACUCCCAGCACGCCAAGACCUCGAAGAAGACCUGGCCGGCCGCGGAAGAUACCUCGGCUGGAAAGCUCAGAGCUCCUGGAUGGUGUGGAAGGAGAGCCUCUAGUGAGUUCUCAGGGUAGACAGAGCCCUCCAGAGCCACAGGACCCCGAAGUGCCCAGCUCUUCUGAACCAGGAAGCUUGGUAGCCCCUGUGGAACCUAGUGUGAGCCAGUCAGACACAGAAAAUGCUGCACCCUCAUCACAGGAAGAACUGGACACACCACCCCGUCGCCGUGGCCGACCCUCCAGACGCUUUCUGGGCAAGAAAUACCGCAAGUACUACUACAAGUCUCCCAAACCGCUUCUGAGGCCUUUCCUGUGCCGCAUCUGUGGCUCCCGAUUCCUGUCUCAUGAGGACCUGCGUUUCCACGUCAACUCCCACGAGGCUGGGGACCCUCAACUCUUCAAGUGCCUGCAGUGCAGCUAUCGCUCCCGCCGCUGGUCCUCACUCAAGGAGCACAUGUUCAACCACGUGGGCAGUAAGCCCUACAAGUGUGAUGAAUGCAGCUACACCAGCGUUUACCGAAAAGAUGUCAUUCGGCAUGCAGCUGUGCACAGCCGGGACCGGAAGAAGAGGCCAGAUCCGACCCCAAAGCUGAGCUCCUUCCCAUGUCCUGUGUGUGGGCGCAUCUAUCCCAUGCAGAAGAGACUCACACAGCACAUGAAGACACAUAGCACUGAGAAACCCCACAUGUGUGACAAGUGUGGAAAGUCCUUUAAAAAGCGCUACACCUUCAAGAUGCAUCUGCUCACGCACAUCCAGGCUGUUGCCAACCGCAGGUUCAAGUGUGAGUUCUGUGAGUUUGUUUGUGAGGACAAGAAGGCACUGCUGAAUCACCAGCUGUCCCAUGUCAGUGACAAGCCCUUUAAGUGCAGCUUUUGCCCGUACCGCACCUUCCGAGAGGACUUCCUGCUAUCCCAUGUGGCUGUCAAACACACAGGGGCGAAACCCUUUGCCUGUGAGUACUGUCACUUCAGCACUCGGCACAAGAAGAAUCUCCGCCUGCACAUACGGUGCCGACAUACAAGCAACUUUGAAGAGUGGGCUCGGCGUCACCCCGAGGAGCCCCCUUCCCGCCGUCGCCCCUUCUUCUCACUACAGCAGAUUGAGGAGCUGAAACAGCAGCACAGCACAGCCCCUGGACCACCCCCCAACUCCCCAGGUUCUUCUGAGAUACCCUCAGAGGCUGCACCUUUCCAGUCAACAGAGACCCCCCCACUACUCUGCUCUGACACCCUGAGUGGCGCUACUAUCAUCUACCAGCAAGGAGCUGAGGAGUCUGCUGCCAUGGCUACACAGACAGCCUUGGAUCUGCUGCUGAACAUGAGUGCCCAGCGGGAGCUGGGCACUACAGCACUACAGGUGGCUGUGGUGAAGUCAGACGAUGUUGGAGCAAACUUAGCAUCUCCUGGUGGGCAGCCCUCCCCAGCAGAUGCCACUCCACAAGUGGUGACCCUCCAUGUGGCAGAGACGGGGGGCAGCAUGACAGCUGAAAGCCAGCUAGGCCCCCCUGAGCUGCAGCAGAUCACCCUGGCACCUGCUUCAUUUGGUGGAACUGGUUACAGUGUCAUCACAGCACCACCCAUGGAGGAGGGGACUUCAGCUCCUGGCACUCCUUACAGUGAUGAGCCCCCAGGGGAGGCAGCCCAGACUGUGGUUGUGAGUGACAACCUGAAAGAAGCUGGCACCCACUACAUCAUGGCAGCUGAGGGGACCCAGCUGCACCACAUUGAGGUGACAGCAGAUGGUUCCAUCUCAUUCCCAAGUCCAGAUGCUCUGGCUUCUGGAGCCAAGUGGCCCUUGCUGCAGUGUGGGGGGCUGCCUAGAGACACUGCUGAACCCUCAUCUCCAGCCAAGACCAACCGGUUAGGGGACCCCCCAGUUCCUACCUCCCCACCUCUUGCUACCAGCAAAGCCCUGGGCCUGGUAGUGCCCUCCUCACCACCACCUGCAGCCACUGCAUCAUCAAAGAAGUUUUCCUGCAAGAUCUGUGCUGAGGCUUUCCCAGGUCGAGCUGAGAUGGAGAGUCAUAAACGGGCCCAUGCUGGACCUGGUGCCUUCAAGUGCCCCGACUGCACCUUCAGUGCCCGCCAGUGGCCCGAGGUCCGGACCCACAUGGCACAGCACUCCAGCCUGCGGCCCCACCAGUGCAACCAGUGCAGCUUUGCCUCCAAGAAUAAGAAAGACCUGCGGCGGCACAUGCUGACCCACACCAAUGAGAAGCCUUUUGCAUGCCAUCUCUGCGGGCAGCGUUUCAACCGGAAUGGGCACCUCAAAUUCCACAUCCAGCGGCUACACAGUCCUGAUGGGAGAAAGGCAGGAACCCCUAUGACCCGGACCCCAGCCCAGACCCCCACCCAGACCAUCAUCCUGAACAGUGAUGACGAGACCUUGGCUACACUGCACACUGCCCUCCAGUCCAGCCAUGGCGUCCUGGGUCCUGAACGGCUUCAGCAGGCACUGGGCCAGGAACACAUCAUCGUUGCCCAGGAGCAGACAGUGACCAAUCAGGAGGAAGCUACUUACAUCCAAGAAAUCACUACAGCAGAUGGCCAGACUGUACAACAUCUGGUGACCUCUGACAACCAGGUACAGUACAUCAUCUCCCAGGAUGGAGUCCAGCAUCUGCUACCCCAGGAAUAUGUCGUAGUCCCGGAGGGCCAUCACAUCCAGGUACAAGAAGGCCAGAUUACACACAUACAGUAUGAACAAGGAGGCCCGUUUCUUCAGGAGUCUCAGAUCCAGUAUGUGCCAGUGUCUCCAGGCCAGCAACUUGUUACACAAGCCCAGCUUGAGGCUGCAGCACACUCUGCUGUUACAGCGGUGGCUGAUGCUGCCAUGGCCCAAGCCCAGGGCCUGUUUGGCACAGAGGAGGCAGUGCCUGAACACAUCCAGCAGCUUCAACACCAGGGCAUCGAGUACGACGUCAUCACCCUGACCGAUGACUGAGCCCCAAGGGCCCAACGCAGACCAUGGAUAUUGGGGGGCAGCCUUGCUGGAGGGGUGAAGGGAGAGGGUGUCCAAUGGAAGCCACUUCCCUAUUCCACUCUUUAGGGUCUCUAGAUGCUGGGCAGCCAGUAUCCUGUCACCCCACGGCAGCCACAUCUGUGCUGCCAGGGCUAGGGAAGAGCCAUGGUCCCCAGCCAGGACAUGUUGGGUGCUCUAGCCUGCAGGCAGGCUUUGGGAUAGAAAUUUAUUUUUGUUUGAAUGGGCCCUCUAUCUCAAUAAAGGGACCAGAGUCCAGCCCUG